CUCCAUUUGGUUUUACUAAAUUUGUCAGCAAACAAGAAAAUCAAUAUAAUAACUAACCUAAUUGGAUAUGAAUGGCAUCAUUAGAGUUGGAAGACCAUUCAUCGGUAGUGCUCAUUUUCUUGUUUUGGUUUUUGGGAAGUAUAUGAAGCUUAGGAUCGCCUAAGAAUUUCUUUCAGGAGGUCUCGAGUUUGUACAAGGAAAAUAGAUAAAAAAUCCGACGUUUGUUAAGGCCCACACCUUACAAGUAUUGAAAUCAUUCGGUGUUCUGUUCUUAAUGUCACAGUUUGGGUCUCUAAAAAAAAGUCUCAUUACUGCUUUCUUCGGACCUAAACAUUUCUUAGAUAAUUUACGGAAAACGGGGGCCCUAAGAUUGACGGACUCAAAAAUAGAUUCCCUUCUUCAAUCUUUUCGUAAUAAUCCGGAUCAGUUUCAGAACUAUCUUAAAGAAGCAUGCAAACGACAAGAAAUUGCACCAAAAGAUCUUCUAAAUCUUGCGAAACUCUCCUUUCAAGCCUCUCAGCUAUCUAACAACUUUAGUUCGGAAGUAAUCCCUAAUGCUCAGCGAAAAUCUUGGGCCAAAGCAUGUUUGAAACAAUCUGCAAAGCUCUGCUGUGAUGAGGCUCAAAUCAUAUAUGCAUCACUUGUUUUUAACCAAAUUAAAUUUACUGAAGAUGAACUUAAAACAUGUGUCGAAUGGAUGAAGCGGGUUUCCGAUCAUUCGCCUGAACCAGAAAAAGCUUCCAAGGCUUCCAAACUACUCGGAGUAUUUUAUCAAAGAUUAGGAAAAGCAGAGUUAGCGAACACUAUGUUCCAAAGGGCAGCUGCUCUUGGAGAUGCAGAGUCUUAUGUUAUGCAUGGACGGAUAGAACUUGCGAAUGAACGAAAGACUCAGGCAAAAUGGGCUUUUGAGAAGGCAGCAAGCAUGGACCAUCCACUUGGUUAUUUUUACCUCAGUAAUCUAUGUACAAAUGCUCGCGAAAAGAAAACUUAUCUAUUAAAGGCUGCUUCAUUUGACGGUUGUCCACCAGAAGUUGCUCACAACCUGGCACUUAUUUAUGAUCGUACUGAACACAAUGAUAAGCUAGCAAUCGAAUGGUACACAGUUGCGGCAUCGAAUGGGUUGUCAAUUAGUCGCUUUAAUUUAGCACAACUUUAUCAGCGCGUUGGUGAUUAUCAGGCUGCGAUGGGUCAAUGCGACAAAAUAGCCUCCGUUCCUGGUUCUAUUGGUAAAAAUGCCACUCGUCUACGAGAAGAAAUACGAACAAAAAUGGCAUUAAGCACUGAUGACCCCGCUCGUUCUGAGACGAACAUUCGUAAAUGCAUUAUCAUGUAGACUAUGGAUUUUUCAUUAUGAAAGGACUUUAGUGUGGGAAUAUCUGAAGGCUGAUGGCUUUCUCAAUGAGGAAUUCAUCAACUCCGUGCAUACCGCCUUCCUUUCCAUAACCACUUUCCUUUAUACCGCCAAAGUCUAAGAAUGGGUCGUUAACUUGUUCCGUAUUAGCACCGACAAUUCCAACUUCAAGUCCCUUGGCCAUGCGGAACAUUGUGUUCAAAUCGUUUGUAUAAACGUAGCCAGCGAGUCCAACGCUGGACGAGUUGGCGGAUUUAAUUACCUCAUCGACAUCUUUGAAUUUAAUUAGGGCGGCUAGAGGACCAAAGGUUUCUUCUCUGAAAAGGCGACAUUUCUCCUUGACAUUCACUAGCACGGUCGGUUCGUAAUAGCAUUCGUUAAAACCUUCAGGACGCUUUCCACCUGUUAGAAUUUUGGCGCCAUUGGCCACAGCAUCUUUGACAUGCUCUUCAACCUUCUCGGCACCACUUGCAGCAAUAAGAGGACCGAGUUUUACUUCAGGAUCGAAACCAGAACCAAUCUUCAUUUCGCAAACAAGGUCAGCAAGUGCAUUGGCAAACGUAUCAUAAAUGUCUUCGUGUACAUAAAUUCUGUUGGCGCAUACACAAACUUGGCCGUUGCUGUUAAACUUACAAGCCAUAAGCGACUUGAUAGUUUUCUCCAAGUCUGCAUCAGGGAAAACAAUAAAAGGAGCGUUACCACCCAAUUCGAGUGACAUUUUUUUAACUGUACACGAACUUUGGGACAUUAAUUGCUUGCCGACAUUGGUGCUACCAGUGAAGGAAACUUUACGAACGAUGGGGCUGUUCGUAAUGACCUCGCCGCAUACUUUUGCAUUACUGUCAAGAAUCAGAUUAAGAACACCCUUUGGAAUUCCGGCCUGCUGAGCAAGCUUAAUCAUGCCAAUUGCGGUCAGAGGUGUAACUUCAGCUGCGCGAAUGACGGCGGUACAUCCGGCCGCUAUAGCUGCACCGGCUUUUCGAGCAAUCAUUGCUGCUGGGAAAUUCCACGGUGUAAUAAGACCACAAACGCCGAUCGGUUGUUUUACGUUGAAAAUUCUAUGGUUACUGGCAACACCUGAAUGUGUCACAUCACCAUGAAUUCUAAGCGCUUCUCCGGCAUACCAGUCCAGAAAAGAAGCUGAAAACUCAAUUUCCUGUUUCGAAUCCGCAAGUGUUUUGCCGUUUUCCCAAGUCAUUACUUUUGACAAAUCGUCGCAAUUCUUUCUAACAAGUUCGGCCCAUGUUUUGAGCAUCAAUGAUCGCUCUAAAACCGGGCUUUCACUGAAGGAUUCGAAAGCGUUUUCGGCGGCCUUAAUGGCCUCUUCAACAACCUCUGCUGGAAUAUCCGCAACUUCUGUAAUGACAGUGUUGUUAGCAGGAUUUAUGUUCUGAAAAGUCUUCUUGUUUGGUGAUUCGACCCAUUGUCCAUUAACACAAGAUCUUGCUGCUGUUCUGUCCAAAUCGAAGAGGGAAAUAUUUGAGAUUUUUGGAGUAAAUACGCUACUGUUCACCAUUUUUAAAAACGGGAUAAAUGCAAGAUAAGGUUCGUUUAAUUGUUGUCUUUGAACUCGAUUGUCUUUCGGACUGAAGAAGGAAUUACUGACCCAUUUAUGUUAUUUACUUGAAAAUUAUGUUCUUUAAUGACAUAAAGAUGAACUCAAACACAUGAAACUGAGGUCACUUUACGUUCAUUGGUACACCUUCACGACGUUUAAACGUUUAAAACGACUGAUAUGUUUUCACAUAUAUGAAAGGACUGUUGGUGUUAUUGAAUUUCGUCAAUGAGAAGUCAGAAAUGAAGUUUGGC
Messenger RNA from Schizosaccharomyces japonicus yFS275, 3160 nucleotides. RefSeq lists its product as hypothetical. The coding region runs from base 275 to 1333 and encodes 352 amino acids. The record is from RefSeq and is a predicted model, not a curated record. The transcript is spliced from 3 exons. NCBI's taxonomy places the organism in Eukaryota, Fungi, Ascomycota, Schizosaccharomycetes, Schizosaccharomycetales, Schizosaccharomycetaceae.